AUGGAGCUGCUGGACCCUAAUUACAGAUGCGUGGCCAUUUGCAAGGUGGAAAAAGUACAUCCAGGGCUUCCCAGAAUCAAGGGCUCCACACCCUCUCUUGGUGCCAUUUCCAAAGCCCCAGAAGUUACACCUGCCACUAAGAUCAGUGAGGAGCUGGAUGCAGACUGGGAACACAGGUCACCUAGGAAGAGGGCAACGCUCAUCUUCGGGAAGCUAUUCCAGUUCCACGUGCCUGUCCUGCCCGUCUACAGUCUACUACUGAUCCCAGUCCUGCUCCCCCACCCUGCAGGCUGUGGCCUGAGUGUGGAUGGCUUCCAGAAGAUGCUGAUGAAGACAGGCCUGGUGCUGGUGGUCCUGGGCCACAUGAGCUUCCUCACAGCGGCUGUGCUGCACGGCACCGUGCUGCGCUACGUGACAGCCCCGCAGGACGCUGUGGCUCUGCAGUACUGCGUGGUCAACAUCCUCUCUGUCACUUCUGCCAUUGUGGUCAUCACCACGGGCAUUGCAGCUGCAGUGCUGUCCCGAUACCUCCCGAGCCACACCCUGCGCUGGGCAGUGUUUAGCUCAAGUGUGGCCUGUGCUUUUUUCUCUGUGACCUGUGCCCUUGGCCUCUUGGCCUCGAUUGCUGUGACCUUUGCCACCCAAGGCCGGGCAUUACUGGCUGCCUGUACAUUUGGGAAUGCUGAACUACUGGUGCUCACGCCUGACUGUCCCUUUGACCCCACACGCAUUUAUAGCUCCAGCCUGUGCCUCUGGGCCACCUCCCUCGUGUUCUGCGUGACGGAGAGUGUGUUUGCUGUGCGCUCUGUCCAGCUCAUGCACCAGCUGCUGGAACUGAGGCCUUGGUGGGGGAAAAGCAGCCACCCCGCAAUACAGGAGAGCCCAGAGCCUGUGGACAGCCAUGACCUGCUGAGCUGUACCAGCUUGGUGCCACUGACCCUCUGAGGAUCGUCAUACUGCCCAGCCCCUGGCCACUGGGACCUACAACCAAUCAGCAACAAUGAUCAGUGCCCAGGUGGACAUGGAGGCCCAGGCGGGCCUAGGACUCUUGGAGCUGGCCAAAGCAGGCUCAGUGGAUCCCUGGGCACCCAGGAGAGAUUCUCAAACUCCUUCCUCAACCACCCAGCCCACUGCACUGAAACGAGACUUUAUUCUGAAGUUAUUAAA
Messenger RNA from Dipodomys ordii (Ord's kangaroo rat), 1167 nucleotides. RefSeq names its product transmembrane protein 54 (gene Tmem54). Bases 1 to 945 code for a protein of 314 amino acids. The transcript has 8 exons. The record is from RefSeq and is a predicted model, not a curated record. NCBI's taxonomy places the organism in Eukaryota, Metazoa, Chordata, Mammalia, Rodentia, Heteromyidae.